Molecule: messenger RNA, 1590 nt
Organism: Lotus japonicus
Lineage: Eukaryota; Viridiplantae; Streptophyta; Magnoliopsida; Fabales; Fabaceae
Product: inactive poly [ADP-ribose] polymerase RCD1-like
Exons: 6
Coding region: 1-1590 (529 amino acids)
Molecular function (GO): NAD+ poly-ADP-ribosyltransferase activity
Source: RefSeq, a predicted model, not a curated record
AUGGAAGAUAGAACUGAAGUGAGGCAAACGAAGGCUACUUGUUUUGUUGCACAUCAAAAGUAUGGAAGCAAAAGGAAAAUUAUUGGUCCUCAUAGUGGAUAUAGUAGAUAUGACUUUCUUAGAUAUUAUUUGAACUACAAGAAGAGUGGAAGACCUGAACGUGUGAUGUUCUACAAGAAUGGCGAAUGGUUGGACUAUCCUAAAUAUGUUGUUAACUUUGUUAAGAAUGAUUUUGAAAUAAAAAAGCCAAUUCUGGAAAUAGGGUUAAAUGACCAUCUUAUUCUAGAUUUCUUACACAUGUAUCAAGUGGACUUGGAUACUGGUUUGCAACAACCCAUAGCAUGGAUUGAUGAGGCAGGGUGCUGCUUUUUCCCCGAAGUCUAUAUUGCUUCAGAUAAAGAAUCUUAUAAUUUACGCAAACAAGAGGCUAUGAAACUUGUUGAAAUUAAAGUGAAUGGAAUUGAUGAAUCCAAGUUGAGGGAAUGUUUUGAAGAGUCCAAUGCAUUAUUAAAGGAUACUCAAGUGAAAAUUGGAAAUAGGAUAAACAGAUUGCCCAGUGAAAAUGGUUGUGGGGCCAUUCCACAAAAUCAAGUAGGUUUAGUUCUAUGCACUGAAUUUGUACAAGGAAAAUUAGAUUUGAACCUUGUACAUGAGAUGUUCCUUAAUGGAAUGACUAGUGUUGGAAGUGCUGAUUUUGAGAUGGUGGAGACAUUUCACUGCUCAAGUGCAUCAAUGCAAGCACGAUUGGAGUUAUUUCAAAUGCAAGCUAAAAUUACAAAAGAAUUCCAUGGGGAUGCUAAUAUUCGAUAUGCUUGGCUUCCUAUUUCUAAAGGAGAAUUAUCUACAAUGAUGGAGUAUGGACUUGGUCACUGUGCAUUAUGUGCAGCCAAAGGUACAUACAAUGUUGGUGUCCAUCUUUCAGUUGUUACAUGCCCUUAUGCAAGUGCUCGUUAUUGUGAUAUUGACGAAAAUAGUGUUCGACACUUGGUUCUUUGUCGUGUAAUAAUGGGAAACAUGGAAGUUCUUAAUAAUAGCAUUGGCAACAGAACAUGUCAGGUUCAACCCAGCAACUCUGAAUAUGAUAAUGGGGUGGAUGAUAUCCAUUGUCCAAGAGACUAUGUAGUAUGGAAUAUCAAUUUAAACACUCACAUCUAUCUAGAAUUUGUUGUUAGUUUCAAGGUCUCUAAGGAUGCUGAAGACAAUUUUUGUGGAACUGUGGGAGAGAAUAAUGAUUCUAGUGCUAAUCAUUCUGGGGCCAAUUAUACUACUCAUGGUUCUAGUGAUAUGUUACAUUCAGACUCUUCAAUGAAUAAUGAAAUAACUACAAAUGGGUUUGCAAGCACACCAAAAAUUCCAAAUUCUCCUUGGUUGCCAUUUCGCAUGCUUAUUGACGCUAUCAGUGACAAGGUUUCUCCUGGGGAUAUAAGUCUUAUCUUAACACAUUAUGAACUACUCAAGGCAAAACAGAUUUCCCGUGAUGAUUUUGUGAAAGAGCUAAGGUUGAUAGUUGGAGAUAUUCUAUUGAGAACUACAAUAAUAAGCCUUCAAUUCAAGAUACCAUCAAAUGAUAAAUUGGAAAGCUCAAACUAG